This is a messenger RNA of Notechis scutatus (mainland tiger snake), 357 nucleotides long. NCBI's taxonomy places the organism in Eukaryota, Metazoa, Chordata, Lepidosauria, Squamata, Elapidae. The record is from RefSeq and is a predicted model, not a curated record.
CUCUUCCUUUUCCUCUUGCCAGCAAAGACAGUGGCCUACAUGCCUUACGCCGAAGUCAAGCGCGCCAUGGAUCAGGAAGCCCAGAUGCAAAACGCAGCGGCCCGAUCGGGCUCGCCUUACCGCCUCUCUCCCCGGGACAUGAACAAGGCUUCGCCCCAGCCGGACAUGAAUGCCACUCGUUACAGUGUCCCGCCAGUGCUGCAGCCAGCUCCCCAUCAAGUCAUCACGAACCUUCCGGAAGGGGUGCGGCCGCCACCCACCCGGCCCACCCGGCCGCCCCCCCCUCUGAUCCCCUCCUCCAAGACGGUGCUGCCUUCCGAGAAGCCCUCCUUCAUCCUGGGAGGCUCCAUCUCGCAA